Hydractinia symbiolongicarpus is the source of this 601-nucleotide messenger RNA. Its product is annotated as late histone H1-like. Gene Ontology annotation, cellular component: nucleosome; nucleus. Lineage: Eukaryota; Metazoa; Cnidaria; Hydrozoa; Anthoathecata; Hydractiniidae. Gene Ontology annotation, molecular function: nucleosomal DNA binding; structural constituent of chromatin; double-stranded DNA binding. The coding region runs from base 65 to 529 and encodes 154 amino acids. The transcript has a single exon. The record is from RefSeq and is a predicted model, not a curated record. Gene Ontology annotation, biological process: chromosome condensation; nucleosome assembly; negative regulation of DNA recombination.
GAAAAUCGCACCCAAGAAGAAACCUGCUGCAAAGAAGACAGCUGAUCACCCUAAAUAUGUGGACAUGAUCAAGGCUGCUAUCGCUACCCUAAAGGAACGCGGUGGUUCAUCUCGCCAAGCUAUUACAAAAUAUAUUCAUGCAAAUUACAAAGUUGCUGAAAACUCAGAUCAUCAUCUGAAAAUGGCUCUUAAACGAGGAGUAACAUCAGGCGAUUUGAUUCAAACUAAAGGCACUGGUGCUUCUGGAUCAUUCAAGCUAGGUCAGGUAAAAAAAGAAAAACCUAAGAAAAAGGCCGCAGCAAAAAAGCCAACGGCAAAGAAGCCUACUGCAAAGAAAAGUACACCAAAAAAGAAGCCAGCAAAGAAGAGCACGCCAAAGAAAGCAGCAAAGAAGCCUGCCACAAAGAAAGCCUCGGCUAAGAAACCAGCAGCUAAGAAACCCACAAAGAAGCCUGUUGCUAAAAAACCUGCAGCAAAGAAGGUCAAAAAGACUCCCAAAAAGGCAGCAAAGAAGACCGCAAAAAAAUAAUUUGUGUGUAUCUGGCUAUUACAUUAACAAACGGCUAUUUUUAUAGCCACACAUUUACAAAAAAACAUUAUC